Messenger RNA from Rotaria sordida, 1329 nucleotides. The record is from the annotation of a GenBank genome assembly. NCBI's taxonomy places the organism in Eukaryota, Metazoa, Rotifera, Eurotatoria, Philodinida, Philodinidae.
AUGAAUUCAAAACUGGUCAAUUUGGAUCGUGUACCGGCUUAUUGUGCUCAUGUUAAUGUAAAUGGUAUUCAACGAACAAAAGAAGAUUAUAUUCGUCAACAAAUUACAACUAUAUUUUCAUCAAAUACAUUCGAAUCAUUACUUCUUAAUGUUGAACAAUUACGUACAAGACUUUUACAAAUGGGAUGUUUUCGUGACGUUGCAGUUAUUAUUGAUAAAGCUCAGGAUUCAAAAGUCGAGAAUAGUUAUGAUAUAACAUAUAUAACUGAAGAACAUCGACCAAUAUCUGGAGGAAUGAACACAGCUGUUGGACAAAAUGAAGGUUCAGUUUGUACUAAUUUCUCCUUACCAAAUCUAUUUGGUCGUGGUGAAAAAUUAGGUGUUGAUUAUUCAUAUAGUAAUCGUGGUAAUACUGAAGGACGAAUAUUUUAUUCAAUGCCAACAAAACUUGAUCCAAAUAAACAAUUUUCAAUAUCUUUAUUUCGAAGUUAUUUUGAUAAUACAUGGAGUUCUUUUAAACAAGAUGACCACGGAAUAAAUAUAUCUUAUAAUAUUCCUCUUGGUAUUGUGCCUAAUGCUGUCCAUAGUUUUACUUGGGAAGGUGUUUGGCGUUCAGUCUUAGCUGCAAGUUCAGCAACAUCUCUUGAUGUACGAAAAGAUGCUGGUCAUACAUUAAAAUCAUCAUUAAAAUAUACAGCUACAAUUGAUAAUCGAGAUCAUCCAGUAAUAGCACAACGCGGAUCUUUCUCUCAAAGUUCACUUGAAUUAGCUGGUCUUGGAGGUGAUAGUCAAUUUGUUAAAUGGUCAACACAACAUCAAAUUAAUUUACCAUUACCAUUAAAAUCGAUUUUUCAAUGGUGUUUUUCAGCUGGUGCCAUUUGGCCUCUUUUACAAAGAGGAAAUCAAACGAUUAAAAUAAAUGAUCGAUUUUUUCUUGGUGGACCUUUAAAUGUUCGAGGUUUUGAUUAUCAUGGAGCGGGACCACAUAGUGAAGGAGCAGCGUUAGGUGGUGAUUGUUAUUGGGCAACGGGUCUUCAUCUUUAUUCACCUCUUCCAUUUCUUUAUCAUCGUGAAAAUUUAAUGUCUUAUGUUCGUCUUCAUUAUUUUCUUAAUGCUGGAAACGUAUUUAAUACUCAAUCUGUUCGCUCAGCACAAGCAUUAUUGUCUCAAUUAACUAAUGCAACUCGAUUAUCAUGUGGUCUUGGUGUUGUAUUGAAUUUAAUGAAUGUAGCUCGCCUUGAACUGAACUAUACCCUUCCAUUAUGGACACAAGCACAUGAUCGAGUGAUCAAAGGUUUUCAAUUCGGUGUGGGAUUUACGUUCAUUUAA